Alligator sinensis (Chinese alligator) is the source of this 2056-nucleotide messenger RNA. It is a transcript of the gene TNIP2, whose product is annotated as TNFAIP3 interacting protein 2. The record is from RefSeq and is a predicted model, not a curated record. The transcript has 6 exons. Gene Ontology annotation, molecular function: K63-linked polyubiquitin modification-dependent protein binding. Gene Ontology annotation, biological process: cellular response to lipopolysaccharide; regulation of transcription by RNA polymerase II. Lineage: Eukaryota; Metazoa; Chordata; Crocodylia; Alligatoridae. Bases 192 to 1238 code for a protein of 348 amino acids.
UGCGGGCCGGGCGGGCGGGGGAGGCGGCGGCGGCGGCGCCGGCGCGGUCGCUGGUGGACAGCCUGGUGGAGCAGCUGUCGCAAGUGAAGCAGCAGCUGCGGGAGCGCGACCGGGCUGCGGCGCAGGAGGCGGAGGCACAGAGCCAGGAAGUGCAGCAGCUGAAACAGCAACUGGAAGAAAAAGAGAGAGAGAUGCAGCAGAUUGUAAGCCAGCCUCCGCAUGAAAGGGAGAGAGAAAUCUUAAGACUCAAGAGAAGCUUGGCAGAAAGAGAAAAAGUCCAGGCCACUAGUGAAGUACUGUGCCGUUCUCUAACUGAUGAAACUCACCAACUUCAGCGUAAAUUGGCGUCAACAGCAGAAAUGUGUCAACACCUGGCAAAAUGUCUAGAGGACACACAGAAAAAAGAGAGAAGGCAUUCCAAGGAACUGAUUCCUAUUGAAAGAUCCAGUCAGCUGUCAGAAAAAGAACCUUCACUCCAAACAAUUAUCUGCAAACUACAAGAGGAGAACAGGAUGUUAAAACAAAAAGUGGUUCAUGUAGAAGACUUGAAUGCAAAAUGGCAGAAGUAUGAUGCCAGUAGAGAUGAGUAUGUGAAGCGACUUCACCUGCAGUUGAAAGAACUGAAGUCACAACCAGAGCAACAACUUGGCAUAACAUCCUUGCAAACAAAUUCAGAUUUGAUGCAAAAAGAGAUUGUUCGGUUAAACAAGUUAUUGGAAGAUAAAAUGAAUGAGUGCAUUAAAGCAAAGGGAGAGUUAGAGGAUGUGCAGAAGGCAAGAGCUGGAGAUAGUGAACGCAUACAGAUGCUGGAGCAGCAGGUCCUCGUUUACAAGGAUGAUUUUACAUCUGAAAGAGCAGAUCGAGAGCGUGCACAGAGUAAAAUACAAGAACUGCAGGCAGAAAAUGCUUGUCUACAGCAUCAAUUAAACAGGAGACAGGACUCAAGAGAGACAGCUGGUCAUUUCAGAGUUCAGAUUGACAGUCAAAAUCACAUGUACAUACAGACAAACGUUAAACACUUGCUGGGGACCAGUCAGACCCAGUCGGGUGCGAGGCGAGCAGGGUCACAAUCUGCAUUGCAAGCUGGUGAAUUACAAGCUGCUGCAGCCAUAGACCAUGGGAGUUCAGCAGCAGAGGGAAGAGGCCAAGGUGAACUUCGAUGUCCACAUUGCAUGAGGUUCUUCAGUGAUGAACUCAGCGAGGAAUUUCUCAAGCAUGUUGCUGAAUGUUGUCAGUGAUCAUAAGACCUGGGGAAUGCCAGGAAAAUAACCACUACUAAAAGAACAAAGGAAAUAGCACUUUGAUAAAGAUGUAAACUACAGUACUGAUUAAUGCUGAUUAUCCUUUUGAUAACCAUAUCAUUCUGUUUGGAUGUUUGACUUAUCAAAAUACAUUGUUAUGCUUAUCCAUUUCAGUGUUUGGUAUCUUUGAUUUAAAAUACCGAUGGUUCUAUCACUGAAAGAAGUUAGUUGAUAACUGACUUGAAGAAUAGUAAUUCAAAUGAAGCAACUAAUUUUAAAUGGAUACAGUACACGAUGCUAAGAACCAGACUAUCAACUGUCUACCUCUUACUUCACGCCAUCUGUUGGACUGCACAAAAGACCUCAGGAUAAAGCAUGCAAUCUGUCCAAGGAUGGAAAAACAGUUAACUUUUCAACAAACAUGAGGACCACCAAAAUCACCUACAACAAGAAAGUCCACAGGAGUGGAAGCUAGGCUGAAAGUCUGUUGUUCCUUGUGGGGAUCUCAAUGCUUGUCAGAAUUAGAGUAAAACUCUGAAAAGGAAGUUAAAUUUAAGAAAUCCAGAAACAUUCAAUGAGAAGUACUUCAGCAAAAGAGGUAGAAACAAGAGGAUGGUCAAUCCAACUAGAACUAAACUUGUUUGUUUGCACUUAGUGCAUAGAGCUAUUUAUUUUUUCUUCUGUCUGAAAUAAUUGUAUAAUUAUUUCAAUGAUUGUGUGCGUGCGUGCGUGCAUGCGUGUGUAUGUAUAUAUAUUUUAUAACUGCCUAAAUAUUAUUUUUAUAAUAAAAAAUAACAGUGAUGGCUGUGUUGGUA